Molecule: messenger RNA, 351 nt
Organism: Cylicostephanus goldi
Lineage: Eukaryota; Metazoa; Nematoda; Chromadorea; Rhabditida; Strongylidae
Source: the annotation of a GenBank genome assembly
UUUGAUUUGCAUAUCUACGAGUUUGGCUCGGAGACGUUAGAGAUCAUGUGCCAGGAUAAGCGGACCACGACAUGUAUUGGAAAGAUUGCAGUUGACCUGCACGAGUUUCCACGUGAUGAGACCGUCCAAAAAUGGUAUGAUUUGGAAGAGGCUUCGGGAUCUUUGUUACUGUUGAUCACUGUGUCGGGGAGCCACUCAACCGACAAUGUUGUUGAUUUGACUGAGUUCGAUCAGAAUGAUUUGAGACACUCUAUAGUGGAGAAAUAUGAUAUACGACACACUUUCAAAGAUAUCAAAGACAUUGGACAACUGACGGUAAAAGGUAAAAACACUCCUGAAGGCUCUACUUAA